Messenger RNA from Aspergillus nidulans FGSC A4, 714 nucleotides. RefSeq lists its product as uncharacterized. Lineage: Eukaryota; Fungi; Ascomycota; Eurotiomycetes; Eurotiales; Aspergillaceae. The record is from RefSeq and is a predicted model, not a curated record. Bases 1 to 714 code for a protein of 237 amino acids. The transcript is spliced from 5 exons.
AUGGCAGAGAAUCGCGACGAGACAAAUCUGGCUCGACAACUCACUAACCUUGUGUCCUUGAAGGUACCCACUUCAAAUGGAGGACGCUCUAUCUUCUCUAAGGGGCCGGAAAAUUUUCAAGUUUCUCUAAUUGAUUUAGACACAUAUACAAAGGGCCCUGCGGAGCCGUACAUAAUCAGGAAUGAGGAGCAGCUCAGGGAGUAUAUCAAAUCAAGGCCUGAACAUCAGGCGCGGAUCAUCUCGAUAUGUUGCAAAAAUUCAAUCACGCCUCUUCUCAUCACUCAGUCAGCUAUGCAGAUCCUUCUGGACCGAUACGACAUUGGCUUCGAAUUCAUGGACUUGGUUCAGUCUUUUGGGAGAAAACCCCAGGUUUCAGACGCAGGACACGGGAGGAUGACUAUACAUAGACGUCGCAACGGUGCAUACGGUGCGGUCUUCAAGAGCUAUGAAGUCAUUGAGACGAAUUACACCGAUCGAUGGGUGGGUGUCUUCAAUAGAUUCUCCCCUGAGAGGCCUGGCCAGAACUUAUGGAUUAUCCUUCAUCCAAAGCAAAACAGUGAGGCACAACAGCGGAUUGAGUCAGCAACAAAACAUGCUUUGGAUUUCUGCAAUAAUCCAUCUCUUUUGCAUCUGGUCAUUCUGUCGACAUAUAUGGGGAACUGGCGGCUUUGUAUACAGAGUAUUGGAGAAAAGAUUGAAGAGAUGCCAGGCUAA